Molecule: messenger RNA, 1422 nt
Organism: Macrosiphum euphorbiae (potato aphid)
Lineage: Eukaryota; Metazoa; Arthropoda; Insecta; Hemiptera; Aphididae
Source: the annotation of a GenBank genome assembly
AUGACUGAUUUUGUUCAACAAUGUAAACCUCUACCAGUUACUAAAAAAACACAGUUUGAUGAGCAACUUACUAAAAUGAUAGUAAAAAGAUUUUACACAUUUGCUCUUGUUGAAGAUCCAGAAUUUAAAACUUUUUUAAGUAUGCUAAAUCCUUUAUAUGUAUUGCCUAGUAGAAAGACAGUCUCUAAUAACAUAAUACCGAGGCUUUAUGAAAAUUGUAAGAAUGAUGUAAAAUGUUUAACAGACCACACUUUAGCUGUGUAUCUUACAACAGGUGGUUGGACUUCAAAUGAGAACACAAGUUUUAUGGCCACAACUGCUCAUUUUUUUGAUACUAACACAGAGUUGAAAUCUUUCUGUCUUGACUGUACAGAAUUUAGUGACCGACAUACAGCAGAUAUUAUAAGUGAAAAACUUAAGACAAUUGUGAGAGAUUGGAACAUUGCUCAUAAAGUAACAGCGAUCGUCAGUGAUAAUGCGUCUAAUGUCAGAAAUGGUAUAGAAAAGACUAAUUAUCGUCAGGUUGCAUGUUUUGCUCACACUUUGAACCUUGCUGUACAAAAUGGUCUUAAAGUUAUUUCACCCAUCACCCAAAAGGUUAAAAGUAUAGUUGAAUACUUCAAGUGCAGUCAUCAUGCAUUAGCAAAAUUACACGCUACUCAAGAACAGAUGAAUCUUCCAAAACUGAAACUCAUCCAAGACGUUGUCACUAGGUGGAACUCCACUUAUGACAUGUUACAACGGUUUGUCAAAGUGAAAGAUGCAAUAAAUUCUACAUUGGCCGUACUUCAAGCAAAUGUAGAGUUAUUGACUUCAGAAGAAUGGAUUAUUGUUGAGAAGGCUUCAGUAGUGCUUGAAAUAUUUUAUGAGCACCAGAUAAUUUCUCGUUUAAAACCAUUUGAAGACAAUGAUCUUGUUACACAGGCUGCAUUAUUAGAUCCGCGUUAUAAGAAGUUGGCAUUUUCAAAUGUAAGUGAACAAAAACUUACUAAUGCUCUUAAUAAUCUAAAAGAAAAAGUGUGCUAUGUUCAAGUUGAAGACACAAAUUCACAUAAUUACAAUCCUCAGCAAAUUGAUGAGUCUAGUACUAGUAGUUCACUGUUAUGGAAAUCAUUUGAUGAACAGUUCAAUAGACACAGAGCUUCACAUAACCCCCAAGCAGCUGGAAUAAUAGAAUUGGACAAGUAUAUGAAUGAGCCCAUUAUAAACAGAUAUGAGAAUCCUCUUACUUGGUGGAACAGUAGAAAACCUCAAUAUCCCCGUUUAGUCCCCGACUUAGUGUUAAAAAGAUUAUGUAUCACAGCCACAUCCGUUCCGUGUGAGCGCCUCUUUAGUAAAACCGGAAUGACAUUAAAUGAUGAAAGAAACUGGAUUAAACCAAGCAAAGCAUCUAAAGUACUCUUUUUAAAUCAAAAUCGUUGA